Zygosaccharomyces rouxii is the source of this 1515-nucleotide messenger RNA. RefSeq names its product Sif2p (gene SIF2). Gene Ontology annotation, cellular component: Set3 complex. The coding region runs from base 1 to 1515 and encodes 504 amino acids. The transcript has a single exon. Gene Ontology annotation, biological process: regulation of transcription by RNA polymerase II. The record is from RefSeq and is a predicted model, not a curated record. Lineage: Eukaryota; Fungi; Ascomycota; Saccharomycetes; Saccharomycetales; Saccharomycetaceae. Gene Ontology annotation, molecular function: protein binding; transcription corepressor activity.
AUGAGUAUGACGAGUGAAGAAUUAAACUAUCUCAUAUGGAGGUACUUUCAAGAGAGUGGUAACGCUGUGAGCGCAUUGGCAUUACAAGAUGAGACCAAGGUGCUUGAAUUUGAUAAUAAGUAUAAGCAUCUCAUACCUAUAGGGACGCUAGUGAACUUAGUACAAAAAGGAAUUCUGUAUACGGAGAGUGAGCUUUUAGUUGGUCAUGAUGGUUCUAUAAAGAAAGAAGAUGCGGAUCGUUAUGGUAAGGAUUUUAAUCUUGUGCAAGCUUUACAAAUAGACAAGGAAAAAUUUCCAGAGAUUCAAGCCAAAGGUCGAUUUGCACUGGAACAUGAAGCUGAAUAUUAUGAUGAGCAGGAAGAAGAGCAACAGCGGCAGGAUGAAGAGCAAUCAAACGAUGGAUUUAUAAAGACUUUGGAAGAAUUUGUUAAAUUAGAUGAAAUUAUAAGUUGUAAAUGGAAUCCGGUCAGUGAUGAGAUAUUGGCAUGUGGUGGAAGGGAUUCUGUAGUGACAGUUUUAAGAGUAGACGUCUCGAAUAAAAACAUUAAAUCGAAAAUAGAAUUGAGACAUCCAUUUGCACCAAGUUCCAGUGCUGGAAAGACCACCAAUGAAGUAACAUGUCUUGCCUGGUCGCCUAGAGGUGAUGAAAUCGUUACAGGUGUAGAAAAUGGUGAGCUACGAUUGUGGAACGUGGAAGGUAAGUUGCAAAACAUUUUCAAUUUCCACCGCGGUCCCAUAGUGGCUAUUGAAUGGAAUGAAAACGCUACCCACUUCAUCACAACAGAUGUAGAAAAUAUUACCAUCCUUUGGAAUGCCGUAACGGGAACAGCAUUGCAGCAUUUUGAACUACGAGAUCAAUCAUCUACAGCAGAAUCACUAGGUGUAGACAUCGAAUGGAUUGAACAUGACAAAUUUGUGCUUCCUGGACCUCAGGGUUCCCUAAUGGUAUUCCAAAUGGAUGAAGAUAAACCUAUUGGUAAGUUGUUGGGUCAUCGUGGAGCAAUUGGUGUAUUGGAGUUUAAUUCGCAUAGUAGAAUGCUGUUGAGUGCCUCUGAUGAUCAUACGUUAAGGAUAUGGCGUGGUGGUAGUUGUAAUUCUAGUAACACUUUUUAUGGACAUUCUCAGAGCAUAUUAGCGGCAUCAUGGAUUGAUGAAGACAAAGUUAUAUCAGCAUCUAUGGAUGGAUCAGUACGUGUAUGGUCACAUAGUGAUAAUGCUUUAUUGGCGGUCAGUAUGGCUGACGGUAUACCGAUUUUCGCAGCAAGGCUCUCUAAAGAUAAAACCAAAUAUGCAGUUGGAUUCAUGGAUGGCCAAAUAACUAUUUAUGAUGUCAGCCAAUUAGUGUCGCAAUUGAGACAAUCCAGAUCUUCAAGAGCCCCCAUAACAAUACCGAUCUUUGGUAUUUUCCAAAAUGUUAAAGAUGCCAACUGCGUCUACGAUAUUUCAUGGAAUCACAACAGUAAUGAAAUAUCAGUUGCUUACUCAAAAGAAGGUGGUUCAAUAAUAUCCUUGUAG